Molecule: messenger RNA, 4680 nt
Organism: Exophiala bonariae
Lineage: Eukaryota; Fungi; Ascomycota; Eurotiomycetes; Chaetothyriales; Herpotrichiellaceae
Exons: 1
Coding region: 1-4680 (1559 amino acids)
Biological process (GO): siRNA processing
Cellular component (GO): cytoplasm; RISC complex; nucleus
Molecular function (GO): ribonuclease III activity; ATP binding; RNA binding
Source: RefSeq, a predicted model, not a curated record
AUGGACGUAGAUGUAGCCCCACUGAUCGAUUUUGAGAGCUCGGAUGAGACCAGUGAUGCGGAGUCGGUCAUAUCUACACACUCGAACCACCCAAAGGAAACACAGAACUCUUCGGCAUUUAGUGACUAUGUCCAAACUCAAGUCAUCCAACAACUGCAAAAUGAUCAGCUUCCAUCUCAGUCCAGUGGCGUUGUACCACAGGAAAGUCUCAUGGGCAAAGUCCGUGAUUAUCAACAGGAACUCUUUGAUCGAGCGAAGGAGAAAAACAUAAUUGCGGUCCUUGACACGGGGAGCGGCAAAACUCUCAUUGCUGCUUUGUUGAUCAAGCACUUUCUCGAAUUGGAGCUCAUGAAUCAUGUCGAAGGAGAAGCACAUCGGAUUGUUUUCUUCUUGGCCAACUCUGUUCAUCUAGCUCAACAACAAGCUCACUUUCUCACCAACAACCUUCCGAACCCUGUCAUAUCUCUCUAUGGCGAUUCUGGUGAGGAUCUAUGGAAAGGAGCACCGUGGGCGAAAAUCUUUCGCGAGAACCAUGUGGUUGUCUGCACACCAGAAGUCCUUCGAAAUUGUCUCGACCAUGCAUACUAUGACAUGGACCAAAUAUCUCUUCUCAUCUUCGAUGAGGCUCAUCAUUGCAAAGGGGGCCACCCAUAUGCAAGGAUCAUCGAAGGACAUUACAUGACGGCAAGAGGUCGCAAACCACACAUUUUUGGCAUGACUGCGUCUCCUGUGGACGGAAAAGGCGACGUUGGCAAAGCCUUCCAAAACCUCGAGUACAUGCUGCAAAGUCACAUAGUAACCACUGACAAUUUGUCCAUGACCAAAUAUGCCCCCCGGGCCAAGGACGACGUCUGGGUGUACCCUGCCAUCCAAUUCCAGGGCGAAACGGGACCUGGAGAAUCUUCAGAAACAGACCUGUGCCGUUCCCUGCGAGAACGUUGUGGCUUCGUCGACGAUUUCAAGCAGUAUUUUGUUUUCUCGGUUUACGCAAAACGAGAUCUUGGACACUGGGCAGCGGAUAGGGUAUGGAAACAAGUUUUCACCUCGGCUCAUGAGUCACACCAAGAUUUCAAAGCCAUCAUGUACCUGGAGCGGACCAAGCUCUACAUCCAUUCGGGAACGGAGGAGAAAGCCAGACUGCUGCGCUCGGUUCAAAGCGCAGUUUCUCUCGUCAGGCAUCACAACUUUAAGAAACCAAAUGUUGCGAGUGAGUUCGACCUUUCGCCCAAGGUUCGUGUGCUCUACGAGAAACUAAAGUAUCAAUAUUCAAUCGCUCCCGCCACCAAGACAAUUGUUUUUGUUCAGCAGAAGCUAUCCGUAACCACGCUAUGUGCAUGUUUUCAAUUACUGGAGGUUGAAAAUAUGCGACCUGGAUUCCUGACUGGUACCGAUAAUGCAAGAUCAUUGAGAGAUCAACAAAGAAUCAUGGCCAAGUUUCGCGAUGGGCAAAUCAAUAUAGUGUUUGCUACGGAGGUGGUCGAAGAAGGCAUUGAUAUCCCUCAGUGCAACCUUGUCGUCCGUUUUGACUUAUACCAAACGACAAUCCAAUACAUGCAAUCGCGAGGCCGUGCGCGGGCGACAGAUUCAAUCUACGCUCAUAUGGUCGAGGAGAAUAACUCUAAUCGGAUGGACCAUGUCAGAAAAACAAUCGAGGACGAGAAGUACAUCAGAAAGUAUUGCCAGCAUCUUUCCCCCGAUCGAAAAUUAGGCAUUGGAACCCAUUUAAAGCAGCAGCUCGCCAGAGCGGAGAAGAGAAACAAAGGCUUUAUAACAUCUUCAGGCAUGGUUGCCAAUCUCGGCAAUUCACUGGAACUACUCAAGCGAUAUGCAGAGUCCUUGAGGAGGAUAGGUGCGACUUCAGCGGAAGUGUAUGUGGAAAUGAUCGAUAUCGACGUCAUGGACAAGAGAUUUACCUACAAAGUGAUCCUUCCCAGCACAGACAACGACAUGGCGAUGCGCGUCCGAGGAGCUGUUGGUGAGCCCCAGGCCAGCAAGGUCCUCGCCAGGUGUUCUGCUGCAUGGAAAUGCUGUGUAUGGUUGCGUCAUGAGCAACUUUUGGAUGAAAAUCUGGACAGCAUUUUCCAAAAAGUGAAGCCAGAUAACUUGAACGCACGAAUUGCCGUCUCUGAGCAGAAGGACGACUACAAGAAGAAACUGAAACCUGACUUCUGGCUUCAGACUGGAACCACUUCGACGGUACCAAUGGAGGUGUUUGCAACAUUUGUGGAUGUAUAUCUACCCACCGAUCGCCUCGAAAGCAGUGGCUUUAUACUGUUCACAAGAGCAAUACUACCAGUCAUACCAGAAUUUCCAGUCUUCUUACAGGACAAUGUCGAGUAUCGUGUGGGCUUUGAGAGUCUCACUCAGCCGAUUGCUAUUUCUGCUGCAGAGGUCGAAAGCUUGACAAAGUUUACGCUGAAUGCAGUAUUUGAAGAUAUUUUCCGGAAGGUUUACGAACCAGAUCCCCGUAUGAUGAGCUAUUGGUUAGCCCCUGCUUCACGCAACUCGAACCAUCCGCGGGCGGCGAGUAAAUCGAAGGAAGCAACUUUUGAUUCUUUGGUUGACGCCGAAGAGCUCAGAAAGGGGCACCAAUUGGCAAGAGAGCGUUGGAUGCAUCCUAAUCACGCACUCCAAGGUGAUAACUGGAUGAAUAAAUAUCUGGUUGACCCGGGUAAUGGUUCUUUCCACUACUUUACCAAAAGGGUUGUCCGAGGUGUUUCCAUCUGGGAUCCAGCCCUGCCAAUUCCGGCAUUUGUCAAAAAGAGGCACAAGGACAGUAUUAUUGAGUUUACCGAUAGCACAUGGCGCCGAAAGAAUGGAGAAAUAAAAUCAUUCGCCGAGAGGUACGAUUCUGAACAGCCUGUGCUUGAAGCCACUCUGGUUGUGUCUGGUCGAAACUGGUUGGAGAAGGUAUCAGAAGACCAAACUCGAAUGGCCUUGUGCUACAUCGCACCACAGCCAUUAGAAAUUGGUAGAAUCUCUGCAGAGAAUGCCCGCACUCUCCAGCUCUGGCCUGCAGUCCUUCACAAGCUGGAAAAUUUCCUCAUUGUUAGCGAAGCUUUGCUCAAACUCAAGCUGACUCAGAUACCACUUGACCUUGGCCUUCAAGCUUUCACGCAAGACACCAAAGGAGAAGCCGAUGGAGAUAGAGAUGCGCCUGACGAUGACGUCGUUGAUUUGGAUGACAGUAUCGAUGCUCACCGAAGAGUGAGCUCAAACUAUGAGCGUCUGGAAUUCAUUGGUGAUUCUCUGCUCAAAAUGAUGACAACAAUCACUAUAUACAACCGUACGACCUGCAACGAAGAAGGCAUGCAUUGCAAGCGUAUGGAAAUGUUAUCGAACAGCCGACUAUUCUCAGUAGCCUCAAAGCCUGAAUACGAACUCUUCCAGUAUAUCCGAGCUAGCUCUUCUGAAAAGUGGCGAGACACUUGGUAUCCAGACUUUUUGAAGCAGAUCAAAGGCCGUGUCAUCAACUUGACAAACAAACAACGCAGCCAUGCGCUGGGGAAAAAGACAAUUGCAGAUGUCUGCGAAGCAGUGAUUGGAGCUGCAAUCAUGACCACACAACAUUUGCCGACUGCUGAAAAGUUCGACCUUGGAAUACAGGCUAUCACCAAACUAGUGGAAGAUGAAAAUCAUGACCUAACCACUUGGAAGGAAGUCGCUCCCAUGUACCAGGCUCCUGGAUGGAGUCUGGUAGCAAAAGAUCCAGUUGCACAUGAUCUGGCGGAGAAAAUCUUUACUAUCACAGGCUAUCGUUUCAGACAUCCACGUUUGUUGCGCUCGGCAUUCACACAUUCUUCCGACCAACACUCUACUGUGCCUGACUUGCAACGCCUCGAGUUUCUCGGAGAUGCUUGCCUUGAUUGGGUUUGUAUAUGGUGGUUAUUCUCCAAUAAUGAAACUCGAGGACCUCAAUGGCUCACGGAGCACAAGAUGGCAAUGGUAUCGAACAAGUUCUUGGCUGCACUCGCAGUCACGUUAGGAUUCAACAAACUCAUCUCAGCCGCAACCCCGUCCCUGUUUUCCGAAAUUGCGGCCUACGCUACAUGGUUCGAUGAGGCGUCCAAGGUCGACGGAGUGAAGCCGGACUUUUGGACUAAGACGCCCCGAUCGCCACCAAAAGCUCUGGCAGAUUUAGUGGAGAGUUACCUUGGAGCUGUGCUUGUCGACUCCGGAUUUGACUUCUGCGAAAUCGAGAAGUUCUUCAACAACCAUGUGGUGGAGUUUUUCAGAGAUAUUCGGGCGUACGACAGCUUUGCUAAUCGACAUCCAACCACAUUUCUGUUCCGCUUGCUCAAAGAGCAAUUCAGAUGUCAGAAAAGUUCUCCGGAGGUGAUCACCAAGCUAACCACACCUUCCACCCGUGAUAGACUUGAUACUGAUGAGGCUGGAGAUGAGGCAGUUGCAGGCAUCGAAAUGCAUGUUGGUUGGGUCGUGCAUGGGAAAAUCAUCGAACCAAUCAGUAAAGGCAGCAGCAUUAGGUAUGCUAGAACUCGGGCGAGCAACUCCGCAUUGAAAGUCCUGGUUAAUUUGACGACGGAGGAAUUUAGGGAGAAAUACAAAUGCGACUGCGUCCAAAAGCAGCAGAAGAAAGGUGUAGGCAAGCAGCAAGCAGGCUCUGUUGAGAUCACUGAGAAUGGGCCCAACACAACUGGAAGCCUGCUACAGGAGCUAUGA